AUGAAGAGAGGAAGCCUUGAUCAAGAGAGGAAGUACUUUGAAGAAGAGAGGAAGCACUUUGUUGAAGAGAGGAAGCACUUUGAUUUAGAGAGGAAGCACCUUGAUGAAGAGAGGAAGCACCUUGAUCAAGAGAGGAAGCAUCUUGAUCAAGAGAGGAAGCACUUUGAUUUAGAGAGGAAGCACUUUGAUUUAGAGAGGAAGCAUCUUGAUCAAGAGAGGAAGCACUUUGAUUUAGAGAGGAAGCACCUUGAUGAAGAGAGGAAGCACCUUGAUCAAGAGAGGAAGUACUUUGAAGAAGAGAGGAAGCACUUUGUUGAAGAGAGGAAGCACUUUGAUUUAGAGAGGAAGCACCUUGAUGAAGAGAGGAAGCACCUUGAUCAAGAGAGGAAGCAUCUUGAUCAAGAGAGGAAGCACUUUGAUUUAGAGAGGAAGCACCUUGAUGAAGAGAGGAAGCACCUUGAUCAAGAGAGGAAGUACUUUGAAGAAGAGAGGAAGCACUUUGUUGAAGAGAGGAAGCACUUUGAUUUAGAGAGGAAGCACUUUGUUGAAGAGAGGAAGCACUUUGAUUUAGAGAGGAAGCACCUUGAUGAAGAGAGGAAGCAUCUUGAUCAAGAGAGGAAGCACCUUGAUGAAGCGAGGAAGCACCUUGAUCAAGAGAGGAAGCAUCUUGAUCAAGAGAGGAAGUACUUUGAAGAAGAGAGGAAGCACCUUGAUGAAGAGAGGAAGCACCUUGAUGAAGAGAGGAAGCACUUUGUUGAAGAGAGGAAGUACUUUGAAGAAGAGAGGAAGCACUUUGAUUUAGAGAGGAAGCACCUUGAUGAAGAGAGGAAGCACCUUGAUGAAGAGAGGAAGCACCUUGAUCAAGAGAGGAAGCAUCUUGAUGAAGAGAGGAAGUACUUUGAAGAAGAGAGGAAGCACCUUGAUGAAGAGAGGAAGCACCUUGAUGAAGAGAGGAAGCACCUUGAUGAAGAGAGGAAGCACCUUGAUGAAGAGAGGAAGCACCUUGAUGAAGAGAGGAAGCACUUUGAUGAAGAGAGGAAGCAUCUUGAUGAAGAGAGGAAGCACCUUGAUCAAGAGAGGAAGCACCUUGAUCAAGAGAGGAAGCACCUUGAUCAAGAAGAAGGAAUACUUUGA
Molecule: messenger RNA, 1134 nt
Organism: Trichomonas vaginalis G3
Lineage: Eukaryota; Parabasalia; Trichomonadida; Trichomonadidae
Product: zebrafish ch73-193c12.2-related family
Exons: 1
Coding region: 1-1134 (377 amino acids)
Source: RefSeq, a predicted model, not a curated record